GAUCUUCUCCCAACCACUGAGGACAGAUUUAAUCUGCAACGACGUUUGUAUAACAGCAGCGCCCUCUGGAGGAACGAACAAUGUGCCAACAACUUACAGCAACCCGCUUCCAUCAUUUUGCGGAACACCAAGUUCCACCACUGGCCCUAUGAUUCCUGUUACCAACUUCGUUAAUCCUCAGUUAAUCCAAGCCUCUACGUCCCCCAACAAUAAAGGACUGCCAUUCUCCUCAACUAUUUCCUCAACUCGUUUUUAUAUCCGGAAAUCGUGCAACCACCGGUGCUUGUGUAACAUGGCGACGAUUGUCCUCAUACUGGUGGCUAUUGUUAUCACUACUAUUAUGGCGUAUUUUGCUGCCACGAGCACUCUGGUUGUAAAUCAGGAGACUAAUAAGCCUUGUAUCGUGUUUGAUGAUGGAGGGAUGUCUCAAAAUACUAUGAACAUCAUUACUUCAGAUUCAAAAGUUAGUAAUGGGAAUUACCAAUCAUCUUGUUUCGCUAUUCCAAGCGAAACGGUCCAUUACUCCCAAAUUGUCCUAGAUUCAUCGUUCUCAAAGCGACUGGGAGCACGACAUUCAUGGACAGUGUGGUUCAACCAGACAAAAGCUGCGUGGGUUCGCUUUAACUUGACCACUCCACGAAGUGUACGUCUUGCUAUAUUAGCCAGGAGAAACUGGCAGCCUUCUUUAACAAAGUACGACAUAUAUGAGAUUGUGAGUCCAGAACAAUCUCGUACUUACAAACGUGCUGCAGUG
Messenger RNA from Limulus polyphemus (Atlantic horseshoe crab), 754 nucleotides. RefSeq lists its product as uncharacterized. The record is from RefSeq and is a predicted model, not a curated record. The annotation marks the transcript as partial. Gene Ontology annotation, biological process: motor neuron axon guidance. The transcript is spliced from 3 exons. NCBI's taxonomy places the organism in Eukaryota, Metazoa, Arthropoda, Merostomata, Xiphosura, Limulidae.